AUUUCAAACGGCUGAGAAGGAUCAGGUGAUGACUUCAUGGGUUUGUUUUUUUUGUUGUUUUAGAGGUGUUGUUCUGGUUAUGCUUUUUCCUCUCCGGCGUUUUGGGUGUGGCCACAUUUCCUGGCACUUUAAAGGGGUUGAAAGUCAGUCGCACGCAGGUACUUCAGGAAAAACACUCCAGACUAGCUCAUCAUGGACCUCAAAGACGCUGUUGGUGAGGAGCAGGUGAAGAAGAAGGAUGCACAGAAGGAUGAGCUAAGCUUACCUUGGAGCAAAAAGAAGGACCAGGAUAAGGGCAAGGGCAAGGAUAAGGGCAAGAGUGAUGACAAACACAAGUCUGACCACAAGGACAAGUCUGACCACAAGGACAAGUCUGACCACAAGGACAAAGACAAACAUGGAGGUGAUAAGAAAAAGAAGGACAAGAAAGAGAAGAAAAAGGGUGAAGGAGGAAAAAAACAUGGAUCCUCCAGCAGUGAUGAGGACUGAUCCCUGCUGCAGUUUUAUUGUUUUGCAUUUUGGCGGAGCGAGCGAUGACAUCUUUGUUGCCAGUUUUGUUUUUUGUCCAUUCAUAGAAACGUGAAGAAGGAAAAAUGAUGCAGAUUUCUCUAAAAUAAAGUCUUUUAAAUCUUU
This is a messenger RNA of Oryzias latipes (Japanese medaka), 633 nucleotides long. RefSeq lists its product as uncharacterized. The record is from RefSeq and is a predicted model, not a curated record. NCBI's taxonomy places the organism in Eukaryota, Metazoa, Chordata, Actinopteri, Beloniformes, Adrianichthyidae.